AAUAUCGUUUCAAUGUGUGAAUAUGAAAAUGCUUCCUUCGACGAUAGCCUUUGGCAAUGUUGUGCCGAUAUUGUGUGCUUUAUGAUGUUUGGAACUAUGAGAACUAGUACAGAAAGGCUAUUGACUCUAGAUUCUGUAACAUUUGCAGUCAUGUCGGCAGACAGUGAUCAGAUAUCUGUGGGAAGGAAAUUAAAAGGUCAGCGCGACUUUAGUUGUUGAUGUUAUUAGGGAUUUCCUUGUUUUCGCUUCUGGUUUAACAGGAAUCUUACUGUCUUUUGUCACGAGUUCAUUUAUUACAUGCCACCAGCAAAAUUCUAUUACCUUUCGAAUUCUGGGCCGGAUAAUGACAUUAAUUAGUGCAGAGCAUUUGAGGCUUAUUGUAUUAUUGAAGAUUAACUCGUUUCAGCAAUGACUCCAUUUGUCUUGUUUCGUUGCUAAAUACAAACCACAUAGCGACAAGCCUUGAGCGACAUUGAAUCAUGCUGCCUUGUCUUUUGUCUAUGACAACGGACAAUGGCAUAGACAACGCCUACGAGGUAAAUUCGUGGAAGAAAAACCUCCCUUUUGAGUCGUAUGUUUUCAUCAAUACAAAACUUUACCAGCUCAAUCGACGCAACUUACAACAAGUCGCUUGGCCGGAGGUCGAGUCGUUAAUGCUAAACGAAACUAUUGCACACGUGAUUCCUUUAUGUCAUCGCUUACAAAGAUUUCUGACUGUAUCGAAGAUUGGAGAUCUUGUUGAUCUACUCGUUAUUCACCAUCGCGGGCGCUGUCAUGUUGUUCGGGACUUCCGGGUCGACAUGCUCAUUCGGCAAUUAAUUAUCUCUCGCUGCGGUCGCGUAUUUCGGAUCGAACCAUCGAUGAAAUUUCCUCUGCGGGAACUUUCAAUGACGAUACCUAAAUCUAUAUUUAAGGUGUAUGAUGUUUUUGAAGAAUGCCAGGCUGUACUUGGAAAAACUGCGGAACACCUUGCUGUAAAACUUGUUUUCACAAAAGGCAAUCAGGUCGUCGAUGAUGAACGAAUCCUUAAACAGUUGGCCCGCGAAAGCGGAGGUCGUUCCAUGGUGCAACGAGACAAAUACCUUUAUCUGAACAACAACAAGAUUACGGCAUUCACCAUCCGAGGAGGCUCCGAACCUGUAAUCAACGCAGAAACCUUACUUCGCGUAGAUCCGAGGCAAGGUAUGAUGCAGGACUUCGUCAGAGUCUUCAACCCAAACAGCGAUCUUUUUUUAGUUGUAGAGUGCGACGGCGUUCAAGAGGUUGACAGGUAUGAUCGUGCGAAGGCGAGUUGGGUUCGGAUGAAUAUUAUCAACCUUGAAUAAAACAAUUCCAAGUAAGCCUCCAUAAUGAAGACUUGUGUAGUUGACUAACCUAGAGUAUCAAACCAAAUUGAUAUCGGUAGUAUUUUUUAAUCUUCACAUCACACCUCCAUAGGGCUGCAGGUAAGGGUUCUGUUAUAGCCUACGAUAUGUUGCUUAAGCAUGUUCAUACUUUACCAUACAAUACAGAACAACAAAAAAUAUGGAAACGAUAGGCACGUAUUUAUUAACCUAUUAGUUAGUAAUGCAUAAUGUAGUAAUUACAAUAUUAAGGAAGAAUACUUCGUGAAAAAUCGGGGCCUUUUAGGCCAACCUACUUUUUGAAUCAAUUUAGAGUAGAGAGAGAGAGACAUCAAAUGUUAUAAAAUGCAUAUAUAUAUAUAUAAGCAAAACUCAAUUCAUUGCUAUUAAAUCAAUAAACGCAUAAAUAAAUCAAUAAACCUUGUUAAAUUAAUCGCGUAGCCUAAAUAAGAGCUAAAAUAAAAAAGUUUGUUUACUCAAUCACAUGCUUUAAAGCUAAAAGUUACGCGCUGGGAAGCAAAAGCCCAUAAUGGUUAGUUUAAAUAGAGAGCUUCUAAAGUAUGGUUGUUUUAUCUGCAUCUAUAACCAGCAAGAUAUAAGAGAUAGGCUUUGCAGAGCAUAAUUACUAGAGCAUAAUAACACAAGUUCUUUAUUAUAUAGCAAGAUUGUUACUUUUAGGAUGCAGUGGUAUGCGCAUUUAUUUCCCUAGAUCAAAUGGUGGCAAACCAUAGACUUCUCAAUUAAUAUAUAUUUUAUAAUAACAUAGCGCAACUAAAAUAUCACGUAUGACUUAAGUAGUGAAGACCUGAUGACCAGUGGUGGAACUAGGUAUCUGGGUCAUUCGCCCAGAAGACUGAGCUUAAUUUGCAUCAGUUGUCAUCGGACAACUAUUCUAUUUUAUAAUACGUUUAAUAAUACAGGUCGGAUAUGGCACCAGAUGACUCUGAAGGAGAAAGACAGAUGUUUAAAUCCGGAUGUUUUGGCUAUUUAUUCAUCAGCUAGAUAAAAACUGUUUCCGCAACCUGUCAACAAUCACGGCAAAAGUACAAUACCUAUAUGGGCCUUGGUUAAUAUUUCUAAAGCAGUUGUCCGCAGUGCAAGUUGUCUUGUUGUAUCUUAAAAAGUUCCAACAGAAGCUAAAACACACAACGUGUAAUAAUUGAGCAGUUAAUCAUGAGUAGGAUCUUGAUACAAAUUCGUCGAACAGUUUGACUGAUUAGCAAGGUACGUAUUACCCUAAGAGUGGUGACUGAAAUGCUGUACUGAAUAAAUGAUGCAAAAAAUG
Messenger RNA from Varroa destructor (honeybee mite), 2628 nucleotides. RefSeq lists its product as uncharacterized. NCBI's taxonomy places the organism in Eukaryota, Metazoa, Arthropoda, Arachnida, Mesostigmata, Varroidae. The record is from RefSeq and is a predicted model, not a curated record.